CCACAGAAAUAUCUGCUGAAAAUAGUAGUCCUCUAAUAGUUUUGACCACCAAAAUAAAUAUGUAAAAACCUAAACUUUUAACUACCAUUUUUACUCAUUUAUUUUGGUGCGCUCCCACACCCGUCCGCUAGGGGGCGAGCGCGUUCACCAAACGCCGUUCAAACAUGGCUGCGUCCAUCGCGCGGUCAUGCUUUCGACUUCAUUCACGAGUCGCGCUCAGAAAAGCGUCUUCCUCCAAGACUUCCUUCCACUGCUCUCCGUCCGGCAGAAGCGGGCUGCUCUCGUCCCUCCACAGCCGAGGCCUCUUGAAGGAGUCGUUCCCGGAGCGCGCGGCGCAGGCGGAGCUCCCGGAUCUGCUGCGUUCCGCUCCGCAGACCGUUUACUGCGGCUUCGACCCGACCGCGGACAGCCUGCACGCCGGGAACCUGCUCGCCGUCAUCGGCCUGCUGCACUUCAGAGCCGCGGGGCACGACGUGGUCGCGCUGCUCGGCGGAGCCACGGCGCAGAUCGGGGACCCGAGCGGGAGGUCGGCCGAGAGGGAGCGCCUCUCCCCGGCCGCGGCGGAGCGGAACUCCCGCGGGAUUCUGGAGAGCCUCCACCGGAUCUUCGCGCACCACGAGCUCUACUUCUGCCCGGACGCGAGCAAGCUGGGCCGGCUCACGGUGCUGGAUAACCGCAGCUGGUACGAGGGCUGGAGCGUGCUGGACUUCCUGGCGGAGGUGGGCCGGUGUUUUCGGAUGGGAACGAUGCUCAGCCGCCACAGCGUCCGGUCCCGACUCAAGGGCGCGGAGGGCAUGAGCUUCACCGAGUUCUCCUACCAGAUCUUCCAGGCGUUUGACUUCUACCGUCUGCAUCAGCUGCACGGCUGCAGGAUCCAGCUGGGCGGAACCGAUCAGCUGGGAAACAUCAUGAGCGGACACGAGCUCAUCCACAGGAAGACGGGAGAGGAGGUGUACGGCCUGACGCUUCCGCUCGUCACCACCUCCAUGGGAGAUAAACUGGGCAAGACGGCUGGCAACGCUGUGUGGCUGAACAGAGAUAAGACCUCGCCCUUCGACUUCUACCAGUACUUCCUCCGCCUCCCCGAUGAGCGAGUGGAGGGGUACCUGAAGCUCUUCACCUUCCUGUCUCUGGCGGAGGUGGAGAAGGUGAUGGAGCGGCAGAAGCGGGACCCGGGGAAACGCGUCGCUCACAAGCGCCUGGCCGCCGAAGUCACCAAGCUGGUGCACGGGAAAGACGGCUUAGAGAGCGCCAAAAGAUGCACCGAGGCUCUGUACCACAGCCGCAUCGAGUCUCUGGAGCAGAUGAGCGACACCGAGCUCCGGGAGCUGUUCCGCGAGGCUCCCUUCCACGAGCUCCUCCUGGACCCGGGGACGACGGUGCUGGACGCCUGCAGACGAGCGCAGGCCGUUCCCGAGGGAGCGCACGGGUACAGGAUGAUCGAGGACGGCGCAGUCUGGAUCAACCACCAGAGGGCGGCGAACCCAGAGCAGGUUCUGCUUCCGGGCCGGCACAUACUCUCUAACGGACUCAGCCUGAUCCGAGUGGGGAAGAGGAACUUUUACAUCCUGAAGUGGCUUAGCAUGUGACCCCGGCGGCUUGGAAAGGCGCAAACCGAGCACUGCUGAGGAUUUGUGAGGAAUCCCGGCGCCCGCCAGCAGUGGUCAGCAGAGGCCUGCUUUGUUUCAGGUCUCCUCCAGCUCAUCAAAGACUCGGAAAUUAUACGUCGUGUGAACGUCUGUGGAUUAUAUCAAAGACGUGAGAACAGACUCGGCCUUGUUUUAUUUGAACAAACUGCACGGUCUGAUGUGUGACUAUUUAAAAAAAAAAAAACGGGUUCCUUCAGCUCUUUAAUUAAGUGUAUUAUGAGAUUUUUUUUUUUUUUCCAGCUCGGCGCAAUACGACGGCAUACGUAAAUAAAAUUAAACAUGAUCAGCUGAAGUUCAAGUGAAGGACAGCUAGUGUGCUAAAAAAUACUGAAGUCAACCAUUUUCGAAAGCUAAAGGAGAGCAUAAUUGCAUUGUUUAUUGAAACGCUACUAGUGGAAACCCAAUCAUUUUCACCAUAAUACUGAGGAAAAAUGACAGAAUCGAUUGAUAUUAACACAGAAGUGUUUUCGUGACGACUCCGAGCUGAUGAUAUGGUUUAUUUGUAACCACGGGAUUUAAAAAAAAGCACCGUUUUUGCUCUUACUGCGUGAGAAACUUGUGUGAUGAGAAGUUGCAAGCUUGCCUGAGAAGAGGUUUCGGGCCUCAGGUACAAACGAUGCACGGUCGACUUCUCUGAAAUCUGCAGGGUUUGUGUUUGCUCUCACUUCUUGUCGGGGACUAGUGCGAGGUCUUAUCGGGGCGCUGCUGUUCCUGGAAGUGUUUUGGGCAACUUCAGCUUCUCGCUUCUAGGAACAAACGAAACUUUAUUUCCACAUUUUGAGGUUUCGGUGUCUCGCGUUUAAGCAUCACCUUCGGAAACCAAACCAUUUUAAAUGCACGUUUUGGUUUAUGCAUCGUUUGUUUAUUAACUGAGAACAUCCUAAAGUGUCGAACACAUGGAACAAUAUCUAAAAAGCCAUUAAUAUUCAGCUGUCAGGCCUUGACCACACUGUUAGUAAGUCUUAGAUCGAGUCUAGUCUAUUACGGCGCAUCUUAGUCACGUGUCCUGAUGCAGUUGUACACUUUUAGUUUCGAUUUCACCACUAAUUUGUUGCAUUUGCGCAAGGCUCCAAGAAAUAUAGAUAUUUUUUUACAUUAAACGUCGCGUUCGAUUACGAUUCGUGAAUGAAUCGUUCGUUUGAAGCGAGUUUUAUAAAUGGUGAAUCGCUCGCCUGUAGAAAAACCUCUGUAUAGUAGGUUUCUUAAGCAAGCCCAAAAAAAACAGUCAACUUAGAGCAAAUGCAAGUGGGGAAAGUAUUCGAAACGUAACGAUAUUAGCGUUUAAUAAACAAAUAAACGAGUUCUGUGGUUUGUACCUUGCGUGAAACGAAUCAGCGGUUCGUUUAGUGAACCGAUUCCGAAAUGAUUCAUUUGAACGAAACGACUCGUUCCAGGCAGAGCUGUGUUUUUGUUCAAUUUCUCUCUAUAUUCUCGUGGUUAAUCGCAGUUUUUAGUAUAAUUCCUGACAAAGCUGUUCUUCACUGAGAGUUUUUAGCAUUUGCACAACAUUUAAUAGUUUUUUUGACUGUUUCAGACCUUGACUUGAACGUCACGAAGCGUCCGAGAGUGAAUCGCUUGAAGCGAAUCUGAUCAAUGAUUCGGUAGAACCGAUUUGAAUCACUCGCCCGUAGGAAAACCUUAUCAGAGUAAAUCCAAAGUAUUUUUUAGCCAUAAAGAACCCUUUGGUCAACAUAGAGCACACACAUAUAAACACGUACACGUCAGUGGUAAUAAACGAUUGUAUUAAUAUCCUACUUAAAAAUAUAAGCAUUUUAAUAAAUGUCCUAUUUUAUGAAC
Messenger RNA from Puntigrus tetrazona (Sumatra barb), 3446 nucleotides. RefSeq names its product tyrosyl-tRNA synthetase 2, mitochondrial (gene yars2). Gene Ontology annotation, cellular component: cytosol; mitochondrion. The record is from RefSeq and is a predicted model, not a curated record. The coding region runs from base 165 to 1589 and encodes 474 amino acids. Gene Ontology annotation, biological process: tyrosyl-tRNA aminoacylation. Gene Ontology annotation, molecular function: ATP binding; RNA binding; tyrosine-tRNA ligase activity. The transcript is spliced from 5 exons. Lineage: Eukaryota; Metazoa; Chordata; Actinopteri; Cypriniformes; Cyprinidae.